AUGUCGUUGAAAGUCUUCUGCGCAAUCGCCGCCGCUCUCGGCUGGGAGCUGCACCACUUUGAUAUCAAAGCUGCAUUUUUGAACGUAGAUACCAAAGAAUCGAGCUUCAUCGAGCUUCCGGAGAACCAGGUGGCUGGCGGUGCUGAUAGGAUCCAGCCUGUCGGUUUCGAAUACCACGAGCCUGACAUCGGCAUGAAAGGCUAG
Messenger RNA from Penicillium mononematosum, 204 nucleotides. Its product is annotated as Reverse transcriptase RNA-dependent DNA polymerase. Bases 1 to 204 code for a protein of 67 amino acids. The transcript has a single exon. The record is from RefSeq and is a predicted model, not a curated record. NCBI's taxonomy places the organism in Eukaryota, Fungi, Ascomycota, Eurotiomycetes, Eurotiales, Aspergillaceae.